UAUUAUUGCGAUUGUGAGAGGGACUAUAGACAUGAAGAUCGUCAGUCUCUCAAGAUUUCAGUCUGCGUCGCUAUAAAACUCUAUUACUAUUGAUUCUAUCAUUACAGUACAGUUAUUUAUAACGAAAUUGUUUAUUUCUCAAAGAGAUUAACAACAAUUAGUUUUCUUAAUAACAUUGAGUGUAUAAUUUGUUAAAUCAAUUAAUAAUAAUUGUAUCAUUGCAAUCUUACUGUUAUUGGAAAUCAGAAAUAGAAAAUGCAAUAUCUUCGAUAAGUUACCUACGUCGUAAGAAACAAUUCUUUGAUGUGAAAAGAUGGGCAAAGUUAAAGCUAAAAUGUGCGUAUUAGGAUUUACAUUUAAAAUUUUAUCGAGUUGCGGUUGCUGGAUACCGGAUUCUUGGACGUCUCCGCAUAGACGUUUGAUGUAUCACGUGUACACUGUUUUUAUACUCUUACUGAUAAAUACGUUUACAUUGUCGCAACUUUUGGAUAUAAUUUUGACCGUCAACAAUCCGGAUGAUUUUACGGAUAAUUUUUACAUGCUGCUUGCCAUGAUUGUUUCCUGUUUCAAAAUGUUUAGUCUGUUAAUAAAUCGUAGUAACAUCGCUACGCUAACAGACAUUCUCAUAAACGGACCGUGCAGAGCAUGCGAUCCGGUCGAAGUAGAAAUACAACAGAGAUACGACAAAUUAAUUGAGACAAACACUCUAUAUUAUAUGAUUCUGGUUGAAUUAACAUGCGCAUCUACGGCGGUAGCAUCAUUGCUCACGGAUUACAGGAAAGAAAAAUUAACAUUCAGAGCGUGGCUGCCAUUCGAUUACUACUCUUCGACAACGCUUUUCCAUUUUACGUAUUUCCAUCAAUUAAUAAGUUUGACAGUUGGAUCUGUCUUACAUGUUGCUUGCGAUGGUCUUAUUUGUGGAUUAUUGUUGCAUAUAUGCUGUCAACUAGAGAUAUUAAGUUGUCGUUUGAAAAAUAUUGUACAUAAUCCAAAAAUACUUCGCAACUGUGUUAUUCAACACAAUCUUCUAUUUAAAUUUGCUUUUUUAUUGAACAAAAAAUUCAGAUUUACUAUCACCUUUCAGUUCAUAGUAAGUACGUUAGUGGUGUGCUUUACUUUAUAUCAGUUGACCAAGACAAGUGGAAAAUUUGUUGAAUUAGGAAUGUACAUGUCGUGCAUGUUGACACAAAUUUUUUUAUAUUGCUGGUACGGAAAUGAAGUCAAAUUGAAGAGUCUACAAUUAGUCAAUGACUUAUUUGAAAUAGAAUGGUUUACGUUAGAACAAAAUACAAGAAAGGACUUAUUAACAAUCGCACUACGUGGUAAAAUACCAAUCGAAUUUAGUAGUGCUUACGUUAUACCCAUGAAUUUGGAUUCAUUUGUGGGUGUUAGUAUAAACACAAUAUCACAAUAUUAUUUUACGAUAAUUAAAAAAACGUCAAUUAACUUGCUUAUAAAGUAUUUAAAAAUGCGAAUAUUAGAUGUUACGUUCAGAAUAUUAAUGAUUUGUGGAUGCUGGGUACCGGAUUCCUGGACUACACCGUAUAAACGGUUAGUUUAUCAUGUAUACACUAUUUUCAUAAUGCUGCUUAUACAUACGUUUAUGCUAUCGCAAUUAAUGGAUCUAAUUUUGACCGUGGACAAUGCCAACGAUUUUACCGAUAAUUUUUACAUGCUACUGGCAAUGAUUGUUUCCUGCUGUAAGAUGUUCACUCUGUUGAUAAAUCGCAGUAAUAUUGCGAUGUUAAUUGAUAUUCUUGUAAGGAAACCGUGUAAACCGGUCCAGUCCGAUGAAAUUGAAAUUCAGCAGAAAUUCGAUAAACAUGUACAGACAAACACGCUUGUAUACGCGUUUUGGGUUGAAACAACAUGUCUAUGCAUUGCCGUGACGUCAUUGCUGACAGAAUUCAGGAAAGGAAGAUUGACAUUCAGGGCAUGGCUGCCCUUUAACUAUUCCUCAUCGUUACUGUUUCGCAUCGUAUACGCGCACCAAUUGAUAAGUCUGACAGCCGGAUCUGUUCUCCAUGUUGCUUGUGACGGUCUAAUAUGUGGACUGUUGGUGCACAUUUGUUGUCAGAUAGAAAUAAUCGAGUGUCGUUUACGAAAAGUUGCGCACGAUCAGAAUAUUCUUCGCGAAUCUGUCUUGCAGCACAAUCAUGUAUUCAAAUUUGCCCAUUUGGUAAAUGAAAAAUUUAGAGUGACUAUCCUCAUACAGUUUAUUGUGAGUACAUUGGUAGUAUGUUUUAAUCUUUAUCAAUUUACGAAGUCAACUGCGUUAAGAGCACAGUACAUUCAAUUAAUAAUGUACAUGGGCUGCAUGUUAACACAGAUCUUUUUUUAUUGCUGGUAUGGUAAUGAAGUUAUGUUGAAGAGUCGUCAUCUGGUCCACAGCAUAUUUGAAAUGGAGUGGUGCGAAUUAAAUAAACAUACUAAACACUCUUUAUUAAUGAUUAUGAGACGAAGUUCAAAGCCAAUCGAGCUCACCAGUGCUUACGUUAUCUCGAUGAAUCUCGAUUCAUUCGUGGGUUUACUCAAGACAUCGUAUUCGGCUUACAACAUACUGAAACAAGUGUAAGAGCAGCAGAAAGACAAAAUAGAGGAAAAAUACACUUUAUUCCAAUGCAAGUUUGUGACUAAAACGAUUGCAGUUUAUUUGAUGAUUAAUAUUUAGUACGUAUUCAAAAAUAUUAACUUACGGUAAAUAAUUUUAUUCGAAGAUGAUAUAUAACUCUUGUAAUUACAAUAGCAUUUAAAUAGAAAUCAUUAUAGUAUUUGAAUAGAAAAAUAUUUAAAAAAAUUUAAAAA
Molecule: messenger RNA, 2805 nt
Organism: Solenopsis invicta (red fire ant)
Lineage: Eukaryota; Metazoa; Arthropoda; Insecta; Hymenoptera; Formicidae
Exons: 9
Coding region: 314-2575 (753 amino acids)
Biological process (GO): detection of chemical stimulus involved in sensory perception of smell; sensory perception of smell
Cellular component (GO): plasma membrane
Molecular function (GO): olfactory receptor activity; odorant binding
Source: RefSeq, a predicted model, not a curated record